Molecule: messenger RNA, 549 nt
Organism: Lachancea dasiensis
Lineage: Eukaryota; Fungi; Ascomycota; Saccharomycetes; Saccharomycetales; Saccharomycetaceae
Source: the annotation of a GenBank genome assembly
AUGGAUGCUUUAACUCAGUAUAAGACGUCCAUUCAAAGUAGAUUGGAUAGUGCAGAUAUCUUAGUAUCCAAAUUGAUACAUGAGAACCGAAUGCUAUCCCAGGAGCUUGAGAACAAAGACGAAGAGAUGGACUCUUUGAAACGGCAAUUGGAACUGGCCCGAAAACGCAACGAGGAAUUCGAUAAGAAAUGCAGUACAGCGGAGGAAGAAUUGGACAUCAUCAGAGACCUAUUCGAACACUUGUGCGGUGUUAGAGUUCACAAAUCGUACGAAGACGACUCGGGCCUGUGGUUUGAUACGUCUCAGGGCGGGAAGUUUGGCGUAAUGGACUAUAAACUUGGGUUUGUGAAAGCGGAGGGUGACGCAGGUGGCACCGAGGUGGUGUAUGUGCCGUUGUUAAAGCAGAGAAGCGCGGAAGAAUUGCGGGUUCUGCAGAAACAAAUGCCUGGGUAUCUGUUUGACACGCUGAGUUUCCCCCUACGGUCUCUAAGUCAGUUCUACAACAAACUGAAUAGGUGUCUCAGCAAAAACGAAAAGCAAACCGAGUGA